This is a messenger RNA of Oncorhynchus tshawytscha (Chinook salmon), 1330 nucleotides long. It is a transcript of the gene hdhd3, whose product is annotated as haloacid dehalogenase-like hydrolase domain containing 3. Bases 316 to 1044 code for a protein of 242 amino acids. Lineage: Eukaryota; Metazoa; Chordata; Actinopteri; Salmoniformes; Salmonidae. The record is from RefSeq and is a predicted model, not a curated record. The transcript is spliced from 3 exons.
UGCUAAUUAGCAAUCUAUCGUGCUCUGAACGCCUGUGUAUGUAAUGGAAAAAGGCCACCAGAAACGUGUUGUCACUGAAAAAAUACUGUCGGCUGCAACUGUGAUAAAGCCGGUAAACAGUGUACAGUGUAUAUUUUGCGAUAAAUUAUUUGAAUGUUAUAUGAACGAACGUAACCGGCUUCUGUUUCUAGAACCGUAUUCCAAUUGAGAAUCGAUCCACGUUUCAAUGGAAUAGUUUGAUGCCAGAGCCAGUCUACCUCUAAAAUAACAUACAAGGUCCUUGAACCUUAAGACAGGCUCCUUAUUAAGAGUGUGAUGCAUGUGCCACUGCGCUGGGUGCUGUGGGAUGUGAAAGACACCCUGCUGAAGGUGCGCAGGUCUGUCGGGGAGCAGUACUGCCAGGAGGUCCAGCGAACAGCAGGUUUCAGUCUUAACCCUACAGAGGUGGAGGCUGCCUUCCGCCAGUCCUUCCACCAGUACUCCAAACUCUACCCCAACUACGGUACGGCCAAGGGCCUGGGGGGGAAGGCCUGGUGGAUGGGAGUGGUUCGGGACACCUUCGCCCAGUGUAGAGUACAGGACGCAGCCCUACUGGACACACUGGCCCACAACUUGUAUCAUGGCUUCUGCAGCCCUAAUAACUGGGAGGUAUUUCCAGACUCGGCGAAGACCCUGGAGAGCAUAUCCUCCCUGGGACUGAAGCAGGGUGUGGUGUCCAACUUUGACAAUCGCCUGGAGGGGAUUCUACGAGGCUGUGGCCUUCUGUCUCACUUUAGCUUCCUGCUCACCUCAGAGGAGGCCGGUAUAGCCAAGCCUAACCCAGCCAUCUUCCACCGGGCACUAGAGAAAUGUGGCGUAACAGCCGCGAGUGUAGCUCACAUUGGGGACCAUUAUGUCUAUGACUAUGUGACCUCUCGGUCACUGGGCCUCCAUGGGUACUUGCUGGACAGACAGGGCAGGAAUAAAUACCCUGAUGUUCCCCCACAGCAUCGACUAAAGACCCUGGAGGAGCUACCUGCACGUCUCCAGCAACAUAUGGACUAAAUGUUAUCUAUUACACAAGUAAACUCUAGCCAGGACUCAAACAAACCGCACUGUUUCACUGCACUUGACAUUAAAGUAUAAAAACUAUAUAUAAAAGCCAAGCCUUAAUCUAUGGCAGUGAAACUAGCCCCAAAACUUAACAUAUGCAAUGACCACUUUUAGAUUAUCUAAAUAUGUACGUAUAAUUUAUCUAAUGUUUUUGUAACUUAUUUCGCCAAUAUAUAUCACAUUGUGACACCCUCCAAUUAAUGUAUUAUGUUCAAUAAAUAAAAAUGCCUGUUCUACA